AUGAGCACCCCCGGCGACGGGACCCACGCAGCCAGGGAGCAUCAUGGCGCGUGGAUCUACUUACGUCGUCUGUCGCGCUUCUUGCCAGGGCACGGUGGGGUGAACCAGCUUGGGGGGGUCUUCAUCAACGGGAGACCGCUGCCGCAGGUGGUACGAAAGCGCAUCGUGGAGCUGGCGCAGCAGGGCGUGCGCCCCUGCGAGAUCUCCCGUCGCCUGCGCGUUACUCACGGCUGCAUCAGUAAAAUUCUUAGCAGGUACCACAAGACAGGAAGCCUCAAACCUGGACUCAUGGGGGGUUCCAAGCCCAAAGUGGCGACCCCAAUAGUGGUCCAAAGGAUCCUGCAACUUAAACAUAAGAACCCCUCCAUGUUUGCCUGGGAGAUCCACGACAGGCUAGUACUGGAGCGAGUAUGUGACCAAAACUGUGUGCCCAGCAUCAGCUCCAUCAACAGGAUUAUCAGAAGUAAAGUCAAGUCUGAGUCCUGGGAAGCUCGAGGGGACAUUUCCAGCUUUGAAAACCAAGAACAGCAGCGUUCCUGUUUGGACACUUUGGGACAGCCUGACCCCCACUUGACCUUUCACACCAACCUGACAAAUAAUUAAUCCUGUUAGGCUACUUUGCAUGAAUGUCAAACAGCUGGAUUUUUAUGUGAGGUGAAGGAAUGAAAAUCAGAGACUAAACAAAACAAAAUUUAAAUACCUAAUUUAAUCCAUUUGCAUUAUUUGUAACCAGAGUCAAUGUAUCGUCUCAGAAAAGCUAAUAACAAUUCAUUAGUUCAACAUG
Messenger RNA from Oryzias latipes (Japanese medaka), 784 nucleotides. The record is from RefSeq and is a predicted model, not a curated record. Lineage: Eukaryota; Metazoa; Chordata; Actinopteri; Beloniformes; Adrianichthyidae.